Messenger RNA from Vigna umbellata (rice bean), 982 nucleotides. RefSeq lists its product as uncharacterized. The record is from RefSeq and is a predicted model, not a curated record. NCBI's taxonomy places the organism in Eukaryota, Viridiplantae, Streptophyta, Magnoliopsida, Fabales, Fabaceae.
CUUUUGAUUUCAAAUCUGUUCUUUUUCUUGCUUUUUCUGUCCGAGGAAAAGUAGAAGAGAAACACAGUACCCUAGAUUUGCCCUUCUCUGCUUCGGAAGAAAGUGAAACAGAACAAAAUUGCAAUGGCUUUCGCUUCUUUCCUUGGCAGAGUUCUCUUCGCUUCCGUCUUUAUACUCUCUGCUUACCAAGAAUUUAAUGAGUUUGGAGUUGAUGGUGGGCCUGCAGCGAAAGCACUCAGACCAAAGUUUGAUGCAUUUACACAUCGCGUGCAUUCUCAAGUUGGCUUUCAACUCCCACAGAUUGAUACGCAAAUUUUAAUUGCUGGGGCUAUUGCUCUCAAGGGCCUUGGAGGAGUUCUUUUCAUAUUUGGCAGCUCUUUCGGAGCUCUCCUUCUGCUCCUGCAUCAGCUUAUUGCUACUCCUAUCCACUAUGAUUUUUACAAUUAUGAGAGCGAGGACAAAGAAUUUACUCAACUUUUCAUCAAAUUUACACAGAAUAUGGCUCUCUUUGGGGCUCUGUUGUUUUUCAUCGGCAUGAAGAACUCCAUCCCUAAAAGGCAACACAAGAAGGCACCGAAAACAAAAACCUAUUAGUACCAGCAGCAUUGGAGGACCCCGUUUCAAGGAGGGGAUGCUGUUGGCUCUUAAUCAUAUCCUCACAAAUGUACCAGGAUUUGGGUACUUCUCUGGUUCAGAAUCAGUCUUCCUCUCCCUUUGAGUUUUGUAGUUUUGGCUUCACUUGGAUUAAAUUAUUGGCUAUUAUUUUGUAUGAUCUUGUUAUCACGGCUUUAGGAACUAUCUUCCAGUUAGACUUGUCUGUUAAAAAUGAAAACAAAAGGAUGAGAAACCUUGGCUCUUGAACUUCAGAAUGCCAAUUUCAUUCUGUUCUAUCUUUCUUGAUGUAAGGUCUUCAAAGCCUGGCAUUGGAAGUUAUGUAACUUAACUGGAGUUAUCCACUUCAGCCAUGAAUUUGUGUGCCCCA